AUGAGCCUUCAAAAGGAGGGAGGAUGGGAAUUACGAGGGCUCCACUGUUACAAAUUUUUUAAUAUCAGGCAUUCGUGGGAAAAGGCAGCUGAACUCUGUAGAAGAUAUGGUAGUGAUUUAAUGAUAAUUGAAAACUACAGUGAAAAUAAUUCAACAGCGAACAUAACGGCUGCAACAUUACCCUUAGAACGAAAGGAUGUUACCCAAUACUGGUUAGGUUUAGCAUCUUUAGAUGAUCUAAGAACCAAUACACUUGAAUCGGCUGCUGGAACUUUAGUAUCACAAUAUUCAGGAUUUUGGUCUAUAAACCACCCAAACCCAACGAAAGGAGAAUGUGUUGACGUCGUUUUAACAGAAGAAACUCAAUCAUGGGAAUUAACUACUUGUGAAAGUUUACUACCAUUUAUGUGUCGUUCAAAAGCUUGUCCCAUUGGAUCUUUUCAUUGUUCUAAUGGAAAAUGUAUUAAUGAAAAAUUUAAAUGUGAUAAACAGGAUGACUGUGGCGAUGGUUCAGAUGAAUUAGAUUGUCCGUCAAAUUGUAAUUUCUACCUGGCCAGUAGCGGUGAUGUAGUAGAGAGUCCUUAUUAUCCUCAUAAAUAUGCUCCUCUCACAAACUGUAAAUGGACCCUCGAGGGGCCCCAAGGACAUAAUAUUUUACUGCAGUUUCAAGAAUUUGAAACAGAAAAAACUUAUGAUACAGUGCAAAUUUUAGUAGGAGGUAGAACUGAGGAUGCAUCUGUUAACCUUGCUACAAUUUCAGGUAGACAAGAUUUAACCAACAAAUCUUUCAUAUCUGCCUCAAAUUUUAUGAUAAUUAAAUUCAGCACAGAUGGAUCUGUCGAAAGGAAAGGUUUUCGUGCUUCUUGGAAAACGGAACCACAAACUUGUGGAGGUAUACUUAGAGCUACACCACAAGGGCAAGUACUGGUAUCUUCUGGAUAUCCCGAACAGUAUCCAGGUGGUCUCGAAUGUUUAUAUAUUAUAAAAGCACAAAGCGGAAGAAUUAUAACCUUGGAUAUUGAUGACUUAGACCUUGAAAAUAAUCGAGAUUUUAUUCUCGCAAGAGACGGGGAUUCUCCUAACAGUAAUCCAAUAGCUAGACUUACUGGAACCAUAGACAAUAAUCAAAAAGUAAUAAUAUCAACGAAGAGUCAAUUAUAUUUAUAUUUUAAAACCAGUUUAGGUGAUUCAAGAAGAGGUUUUCGAAUUAGAUAUACCCAAGGUUGUAAAGCAACUAUUAUAGCCCGCAAUGGAACUUUAGUAUCACCUGCGUUUGGAUUAAGUAAUUAUCCAAAUAAUCAAGAAUGUCUAUUUAAACUGAAGAAUCCUGGAGGUGGACCGUUGUCUCUGAAUUUCAAUAUUUUUGAAGUACAUAAAUCAGAUAUAUUACAAGUAUACGAUGGUUCCACUACACGUGGAUUAAGACUUCAUUCUGGAAACGGAUUUACAGCAGAGUCUAAACCUAAAAUUACUCUAACAGCUUCUAGUGGUGAAAUGUUGGUCAGAUUUAUUACCGAUGCACUCCAUAACAAUAAAGGUUGGGAGGCAAUAUUUUCUGCCGUGGAACAAGCACUCGACAUGAUCCAGAGGAAAUACCAUGUCAGAGAGGAUCUAAUGGAAUUGCCGAAACACUGCCUACAGAACACUUAUUUUGUCUACAAUAACCAAAAGUAUAGGCAAACAGAAGGAGCACACAUAGGAUCGCCUUUGUCACCAAUCAUAGCCAACCUAUUCAUUAAGGAAUUAGAAGAACAGGCAAUAGAAACAGCAGAAUAUAAACCAUCUAUGUGGGUGGCUAAGAUAUGUUGA
This is a messenger RNA of Anoplophora glabripennis (Asian longhorned beetle), 1809 nucleotides long. Its product is annotated as dorsal-ventral patterning tolloid-like protein 1. The record is from RefSeq and is a predicted model, not a curated record. The transcript has 6 exons. Gene Ontology annotation, molecular function: protein binding. The coding region runs from base 1 to 1809 and encodes 602 amino acids. NCBI's taxonomy places the organism in Eukaryota, Metazoa, Arthropoda, Insecta, Coleoptera, Cerambycidae.